AUUCUGAUCAAAUCUGUCAAGCUUUUUUUUUUGUUUUGUUUUCAAAAUUUUUGAAUUAAUUUUCCCGAAAGAAAUGAGCUUUUUGUUCGGUAAUCGAUCGAACAAAACAUUUAAACCGAAAAAAAACAUUCCCGAAGGUACACAUCAAUAUGAUUUAAUGAAACAUGCUGCUGCAACAUUAGGUUCAGGUGAUUUACGUUUAGCUGUUAUGUUACCUGAAGGUGAAGAUCUUAAUGAAUGGGUUGCUGUUAAUAUUGUCGAUUUUUUCAAUCAAAUCAAUAUGCUUUAUGGUACGAUAACGGAAUUUUGUACGGAAGAAACAUGCCCGUUAAUGUCAGCCGGACCAAAAUAUGAAUAUCAUUGGGCCGAUGGUACAACGGUAAAAAAACCAAUAAAAUGUUCAGCACCAAAAUAUAUUGAUUAUCUAAUGACAUGGGUACAAGAUCAAUUGGAUGAUGAAAAUAUUUUUCCAUCAAAAAUAGGUGUACCAUUUCCAAAAAAUUUUAUAUCAAUUGCCAAAACAAUAUUGAAACGUUUAUUUCGUGUUUAUGCACAUAUUUAUCAUCAACAUUUUCAACAAAUUGUUCGGUUGGAUGAAGAAGCACAUCUGAAUACAAGUUUUAAACAUUUUAUAUUUUUCGUACAAGAAUUCAAUCUAAUUGAUAAACGUGAAUUAGCACCAUUAUCUGAAUUGAUUGAAAAAUUGGUUGAAAAACGUAAUCCAACAGCAACAUCAACAACAACUGCUGCUUCUGCUACGUUGGAUAAUUCAAAUACAAAUCAAUCUGGUAUUGUUGCCGAUAUCAAUGUUCAAUCAAUGUUGAAUCAUCAUCAUCAACAACAACAACAACAACAGCUGCCGCAUCAUCAUUUACCGCAUCCAUUGCCGCAUGGUCAUCCGCAUCAUCAUAUUGGUAAUCAUCAUUAUAAUUCUACCGGAAUGAAUAAUAAUAAUGAUAAUAAUAAUAUUCAACCACCAUAUACACCACCAAGAAUUUCUGGAUCAUCAUCAUAUCCAGCUGCUCCACCUCCACCUCCACCACCACAUUAUCCAAUUAAACAAUCAUUACCACCACCGCUACCAUUGCCAAAACCUAUACAAGCGCAACAACAACAACAAUAUUAUAAUAUUAAACAACAACAAACACCCCCACCCCCACCACCUGCUUAUCAUCAACAUUUACAACAACAACGUAAUUCAGGAAAUAUUGGUGGUGGUGGAAUUAUCCGGUGAUUAAUCAAAGUAAAUAUAGUGCCUUCUUCUGAUAUAAAUUCUGUUUUGGAUGUGAUAUAUGAUUUCUAAUUAUCUUUAUUAGCAAAAAA
Molecule: messenger RNA, 1323 nt
Organism: Dermatophagoides pteronyssinus (European house dust mite)
Lineage: Eukaryota; Metazoa; Arthropoda; Arachnida; Sarcoptiformes; Pyroglyphidae
Gene: mats
Product: MOB kinase activator-like 1
Source: RefSeq, a predicted model, not a curated record